Molecule: messenger RNA, 2131 nt
Organism: Cottoperca gobio
Lineage: Eukaryota; Metazoa; Chordata; Actinopteri; Perciformes; Bovichtidae
Gene: fkbp10a
Product: FKBP prolyl isomerase 10a
Exons: 10
Coding region: 56-1747 (563 amino acids)
Cellular component (GO): endoplasmic reticulum
Molecular function (GO): calcium ion binding; peptidyl-prolyl cis-trans isomerase activity
Source: RefSeq, a predicted model, not a curated record
CUCCUCCCGGUAGACCGACUCUCCCUCUUCCGCAGUUAUUGUCACAACUCUCCAAAUGGAUCUGAUAUUAUCAACGCUUUUAUUCUGCCUUCAUGUAGUGACUGUGACCUGCAUGUUUGUGGAUGUUGUUGUCGAUCGGUACGACAUACCGAGAGUUUGUCCUCGAGAAGUGCAAACAGAAGAUUUUGUCCGUUAUCAUUUUAACGGUACCUUCUUUGCAGACGGGAAACAAUUUGACUCCAGUCAUGACCGAGGAAAGGCCUUCAUCAGCCAGGUCGGCCUGGGCAGACUCAUCGCAGGGAUGGACCGCGGUCUCCAGGGCAUGUGUGUCAAUGAACACAGGAAGAUCACAAUCCCCCCACACCUGGCCUAUGGAAGCAUUGGAACAGGUGGUGUAAUUCCUCCUGACGCUGUGUUGGUGUAUGAUGUUCUCCUGCUGGACAUGUGGAACACCGAGGACAAGGUUGAGAUCCGCACACUCGGCAAACCUGCGAGCUGCAACCGCACCACUGUGGCGUCAGAUUUCGUCCGGUACCACUAUAACGGCACGCUGCUGUCUGGUGCAGCCUUCGACUCCAGUGUGUCGAGGAAUGCAACCUAUGACACCUACUUGGGACAGGGCGACCUCAUCAAAGGCAUGGACGAGGGUCUUCUGGGCAUGUGUGUCGGGGAGAGAAGGGUCAUCAUCAUCCCACCUUUCCUGGCGUACGGAGAGAUUGGCCAUGGAACUGAGGUUCCUCCUCAGGCUACGCUGGUGUUCGAGGUGCUGCUGGUUGAUGUGUUCAACCCUAAGGAUGAUCUGAUUGUGGAGGUGAAGGAGGUGCCCGAAGGCUGCACCCGCAGGACGUUGAAAGGAGAUUACAUCCGCUACCACUACAACGGGACCUUCCAGGACGGCACGGCCUUCGACUCGAGCCACAAGCGAAACAACACCUACAACACUUACAUCGGCAUGGGAUACGUGAUCCAAGGGAUGGAUAGAGCCCUGCAUGGGCUGUGCAUGAGAGAGAAGAGAAGGAUUACCAUCCCUCCUCACUUGGCGUAUGGGGAAGAAGGAGUUGGAGACCUCAUUCCUGGCUCUGCUGUGCUGGUCUUUGACAUUCACGUCAUUGAUUUCCACAACACCGAAGACCUAGUGGACAUUAAAGUUACCCACAAGCCUCAGGAAUGCAAAGUGACCAGUGAAGCUGACGAUUUGAUCCAGUAUCGUUAUAACUGCUCCUUGAUGGACGGCACGCUGCUGUACUCCUCGGACCACUACGACUCACCUUCCAUCACGACUCUCGGAGCGGACAAGGUGAUCCCGGGUCUGGAGGAAGGUUUGAUAGGCAUGUGUGUGGGCGAGAAGAGGGAGGUGGUGGUUCCACCUCACUGGGGACACGGUGAAAAUGGAGCUGGCGGAGUUCCCGGGAGUGCAGUGCUCUUCUUUGAGCUGGAGCUCGUGAAGCUGCAGAAGGGCGUACCUGAAGGCUUCAUGUUUGUGUGGCUGGGCGACGCCCCAGAUCCCCUCUUUCCUGUCAUGGACCUCAAUGGCGACAAAGAGGUCCCUCUGGAGGAGUUUUCAGCCUUCAUCUUUCUCCAAGUUAAAGAGGGCAAAGGUCGUCUUCGGCCCGGGGUCGAGGUCGACGCCGUCAUUGAGGAAAUGUUCAAUAACCAGGACCGCAAUAAAGACGGGAAGAUUGUAGAAGAUGAACUGAAGCUUCAGGUGGAUGAAGAGUCUGAACAAGUCAGACGAGACGAGCUGUGAAGGACCAGACGUGCAGAGGCAUCUCAGCAACUGGCGGCGUGCAACUAUUUAGAAACUUCUGCAGAGUUUGAAGUGACAGUGAUGCGUCGCUAGAUUCUGUUAAAUAUGUUGCGCACGUGAAACAGGUGUUGGAAAAAUGUGAACGGAAGGAAAAUGGUCAGUAGUGAAAUUGUGUUGUUGAAAUUUGACUCAUGGAUUUACAUUGAACUAUUUAAGCAAGCAUCGGGCUGGGCCCUUCUUCCAGAGUAUUACUUUAUAAAAUGUGUCAACGCAGUGAAUCAUAUACAAACCAUGGAAAUCCACCGGUUGUACAGGACAUGCGGGAGGGGCUAUUUGUACAAUAUUAGAAUAUCUAUGAUAGAAAAGUAUAUUGCAGUGUGUAUG